UUGCACCUAUGACGAACUAUAUAUGUGUCGAUAAACAAGAUUAAAAAUUGUGUCCUGAUAAAUGAAUGAGAAAUAGGUGUGAACAGAGUAGAAGGGAGUCCGAAUGGCUACAGGCAAACAAAUACCCUGUGGUCCAUGUAGCGUUGAUGACGUCAUUAAGAAUGCUUGGAGAUGGUGCACUAGUUGUGAAGAAGGCAUAUGUGAAGAUUGUGAACACGUUCACAGAAGAAGCAAAUCCUCAAGAAAUCAUCGGGUUAUUUCAAUAGAAGAUUACAGUAAGAUUGAACAUUUUUCUAUCUCCCAAAUCUGUGAGCAGCAUGGUGAAAACCUGGAGUGGUUCUGUAAAUGUCACGACGAAGUCCUCUGUGUUGUUUGUGUCCCGUCAAAACACAAGGCAUGUUCUGAUGUUUUACCAAUAAGUGCUAACUCAGCCAAUGCAAGACAAUCCUCUGCAUUAUCGGACUUGGAAGAGAAAAUUGAGGGAAAUCUGUGCAACGUGAAACAAUGUAUCAAGAAUCGCGAAUCAGCUACAAAAGAAAUAAAAAGACAAGAACUUGAAGUUAAAACCAUGAUUAUUGAAACAAGACAGAAAUUAAACGGACAACUGGACAAGCUACAAGAAAAAAUGUUACACGAACUUAGAUCAACAGCUGACACAUGUAAAUCAAAAUAUAUUAAAAUCCUUGAAAACCUAAAAUCAACAGAAGAAAUGCUAACCAAACUAAGGCAAGAAACAGAACAUAUGAAACAAUUUUCUUCCGAUAUACAAGUGUUUCUGGGAACGCGUCAGGUCAAUAAGCGGAUCAUACAUAAGGUAGAGUCCACGAAGAGGGAAAUCGGUGCUGCCAAGGACUAUGAAUUAAAAGUAUCUAUUGAUAGGCUUAUCGAAAAACUAUCAAUAGACGUUGAAGAAUUUGGUAAAUUAACGGUUUUAGAAUCCGCCGUCAACCUUAAUUUUUGGGACACAAAAAUCGAUCAAGCUCAAAUUGAGAUCAAUGUCCCAAUAACAGAAAGCAUAUCCGACAUAAAACCACAGCUAAUUAAUUCAUUCCAAAUGUCAAGUGAACGUAACUUGAACGUUACAAGUUGUCUCAUAUUGCCUAAUGGUAAUUUGCUUAUUGCGAAUUCCACAAAGAACAGUAAUUUAAAAGAGUACAGUUAUACAGGUGAACAUAUCCGUGACAUCCCAAUAUCUGGCUGGCUAAACGAUAUAGUCUUGAUAGAUCUUGAUCGUAUUGUUGUGACAUACACAAACACGUCAUUCUUAGAAAUAAGGAAUAACAAUACUUUUAACGUUGAGAAGAAAAUCAGUUUACAAAAGUAUUGUUGGGGAGUCUCUCACGCGGAUGGAAAACUUUACGUAGUACAUGGAGACAGUAUACAAGUCCUGGAUUUAUCUGGAAGACAAUUGAAAACAAUAAAAACGGCAUCUACAAGUGUAUCUCGCAUCUUUGCGAGCAGAGACAGGAUAGUUUACUCAGAUUGGGAAAGCAACACAGUGCAUUGUAGAAAUUUGAAUGGAGAUGAAAUAUGGCAGUUUGUAAAUGACAGCAUCAAAUUUCCUGUAGGUGUUAAAGCAGAUAAUUCCAAUAACAUUUACGUCGUAGGCUACACAUCCAAUAAUCUUACAGUAAUACAACAUGACGGGAAAGACAGUAGGACGUUACUGACAGAAUCCGAUGGACUGAAUCGUCUAAAUGCUGUGUUCUUUGAUAAAGAUAAAAGAACAUUAUUAAUAAGCACUAUAGGAGGAAAGGUUUUAUUGUACAAACUUGUUUAAACGUUUCAUAUCAUACUAUGUACUUCAUCUGCGAUCUAGAAAAUUCAUUCCGAUAUACUAACAUCAAAAGGGAUAAGAUGGCAUGGAUUAUUACAAGGACCUCAUAGUUUUAUCUAAGAUUUUCAUGUUUGUAAUUGUUUGUAAUUGUUUUGUAAAUCACAUAGUUUUAUAAGCAGAUUAUUGUUAUUUUUAUUUAAAAAAAAUAUAGGUAGGCAUUUAUAAUGGAAGGUUUUAUAUUUAUUUAUUUUUUUGUC
Mytilus trossulus (common blue mussel) is the source of this 2034-nucleotide messenger RNA. RefSeq names its product tripartite motif-containing protein 16-like. The record is from RefSeq and is a predicted model, not a curated record. NCBI's taxonomy places the organism in Eukaryota, Metazoa, Mollusca, Bivalvia, Mytilida, Mytilidae. The coding region runs from base 104 to 1780 and encodes 558 amino acids. The transcript is spliced from 2 exons. Gene Ontology annotation, molecular function: zinc ion binding; ubiquitin protein ligase activity.